Messenger RNA from Pipistrellus nathusii (Nathusius's pipistrelle), 1029 nucleotides. The record is from the annotation of a GenBank genome assembly. NCBI's taxonomy places the organism in Eukaryota, Metazoa, Chordata, Mammalia, Chiroptera, Vespertilionidae.
AUGAUGCGGGUGUGCUGGUUGGUGAGACAAGACAACCGGCAACAGCGAAUCAAACUUCCACAUUUGGAAGCAGUCCUGGUUGGGCGCAGCCCAGAGACCAAGAUCACUGAUAAGAAAUGUUCUCGACAGCAAGUGCGGUUGAAGGCAGACUGUAACAAAGGAUAUGUCAAGGUAAAGCAGGUAGGGGUUAAUCCCAGCAGCAUUGACUCAGUCAUAAUUGGGAAGGACCAAGAGGUGAAGCUGCAGCCUGGCCAGGUUCUCCACAUUGUGAAUGAACUUUAUCCAUAUAUUGUAGAAUUCGAGGAAGAGACAAAGAGCCCUGGCCUGGAAACACCCAGGAAGAGAAAGAGGUCAGGCAGCAGCGAUUCCUUAGAAAGGGAUGCUGCCCAGGAAGCUGAGCCCAGUACAGGACUGGUACCUGGGAGUGACCCUAGCCAGUGCUCUGUGCCCACAAACAAGGGGACAAAUGAAUCUACCAAAAAGGAAUCAUUGGGCCACUGGAGCCAAGGCUUGAAGAUUUCUAUGCAGGAUCCUAAAAUGCAGGUUUACAAAGAUGAGCAGGUGGUGGUGAUUAAGGAUAAAUACCCAAAGGCUCGUCAUCACUGGCUGGUCUUACCAUGGGCCUCAAUUUCCAGUCUGAAGGCUGUGACCAGAGAACAUCUUGAGCUCCUCAAACAUAUGCAUACCGUGGGGGAAAAGGUGAUUGCAGAUGCUGCUGGGUCCAGCAAACUCCGCUUCCGAUUGGGCUACCACGCCAUUCCCAGCAUGAGCCAUGUACACCUUCAUGUGAUCAGCCAGGAUUUUGAUUCUCCGUGCCUUAAAAACAAAAAACAUUGGAAUUCUUUUAAUACAGAAUACUUCCUAGAAUCUGAAGCUGUGAUCAAGAUGAUACAAGAGGCGGGCAGAGUGACUGUCCGAGAUGGUAUGCCUGAGCUCUUGAAGCUGCCCUUGCGCUGUCAUGAGUGCCAGCAGCUGCUGCCUUCCAUUCCUCAGCUGAAAGAGCAUCUCAGGAAACACUGGCCCGAGUGA